This is a messenger RNA of Aedes aegypti (yellow fever mosquito), 4984 nucleotides long. Its product is annotated as GATA-binding factor C. NCBI's taxonomy places the organism in Eukaryota, Metazoa, Arthropoda, Insecta, Diptera, Culicidae. The record is from RefSeq and is a predicted model, not a curated record. The coding region runs from base 1373 to 3097 and encodes 574 amino acids. Gene Ontology annotation, molecular function: zinc ion binding; DNA-binding transcription factor activity, RNA polymerase II-specific; RNA polymerase II cis-regulatory region sequence-specific DNA binding. Gene Ontology annotation, biological process: positive regulation of transcription by RNA polymerase II; cell fate commitment; negative regulation of transcription by RNA polymerase II. The transcript is spliced from 8 exons.
UGUCGUGGUUGCGCGCUUUUAUGUUGGAAAGUUCGGUUUUUACCCACUGCACACUGCACCGCAUUGUCGUGGUCGUUAUCGUUGUGGACGUCGUCGUCGUUGUUGUUGUUGUUACCGACUCAACCCAAGACAACAGCAAAAAAAACGUCCAUACGGGAUUUGAGCAAUGCCACCUACUAGUAGGAAUCCAAAACAAAAACAAAAGCUAGACUAGGUUCCCUCAGUUCUGCGACGGCGGUGACGAUCGCGUGGAGCAAUAUCCUUUCCCGGACUAGCACAGGAUUAAAGGGAAUCUUUUUGCUUAACUCGAAAUAUAACCCUGAACACUUAGGCCCUUCCCAUAACGAAUCGAUUUUAGUGAUUCCUGCACGGUACUCGUAGUUUCUUCGCAAAGCAACGGAAGACAGCGAAAAUCUCGGCCCGCGCGCUGGGAGCCAUAGGGUCUGAUCAAACUCUCUGAUAUCCUUCGGUAGCGUCCAAGUUGCGUCUCACCCCACCUCCGAUCCCAAUCGAUAGGCGAAGAGCUCCCAGAAUUGAUUAGUGUGACAAGUGUAGUGACAGCGUUCAUAAUUUGAGGGAUUUCAGUGCGUCCGCGGAAGGCUAGGCGAAGAUCCGCCUGUAAAGAUUACGCCGGGCUCCCACAGCAGUGGUAGAUUCUCGCCGGUCGAUAGCUCGGUUUCGGAUUUCGUUUCGGGGGUUGUUGUUAUCGUGGUUUGAUUGGUCAGUUCUCAUCGGAAGAAGAUAUUUGACGGAAUAGGAGCCCUGCUUCCUUCCCCCGCGGCGACGCGUGCACACUAGAAGAAGGCGUGUGUUUGACCGCCGAGUCAUUGAACGGCGCCGCGUUCGCUUCGCGCGUAUGACUACUAGUGAUUGCUCGACGGUCGAUGCAUGCGUGCCUGUGUGAGUGUGUGCGUGUACCGGCUAGCAACCUAGAGCAGCGGAAUCGCUUCACGGCUUUGGUGAACCAUCUAGCGACAGAGGCAGAGAGAGAAAGAAGAUCUCAACCAGUUGAUUCCGUCAACGGACUCAUCAAACUGUCAUCCAUUGCCAAAUUGUUGCCAGUUGUUAGCGUAUUUUCUUCGGCUAAUUAAACUAAUUUCCCGUGGUGACGACUGUUCGGUACAAUUCGCAAGGCUUUCUCCAAACGUCGUGACAAUGGUCAACCCAAAUGACGGACUGCCAAAGGCCAACGAACUGGGUCAGGUGAAUUUGUGCAACGUGAAUAAUUAGUUCGGAACACGUGCCGCGAUCGCGAGUGAUUUAGUGAAAACAGUGAACUUAGCUGAAUCGGUGAAUUGAUUUUCGAAUUUGAUUGUGUGAUAUUCGUGCUCGGCAAAAGUGCGAUCCCAUAGUGUUCGCAACGGAGUUCAACAUGGAUAUGACGUCGGCGGCUGAAGCCCGGAGUUGGUACGACAACCAACGGCUGGGGGCUUCUCCCGGGACUUCGGCUGCCGUUUUGGGACACCAAUCGGCGGCAGUGGCAGCCGCCGCAGCCGUCAUGGAUCCCUCCGAGCUGAAUCCGUUCUACCCGAUGGAGAAUGGCUCCCACCGGCGGUACUACCCCAGCAGCUACGGACCACACGCAUCCCGCAUGGCAUCGUCACACGUCUCGCCUCAAGUCUGCCGACCGCACUUCCACGGUCCCCUAUCCUGGCUAAGCGAUCCGGCCAAACCCUUAGCAUCCGGAUCCGGUGCUUGGGGAAGUCCCUUUGCCUGCCCGCAAGACCCACAGGACAAGCUGAGCCAUGCCGGACUAGGCCUUUCGUCCGGUCAAGGCAACAUCAGUCAAGCUAUCGGCGCCGGUGGUAGUAGCAGUAGUGGUAUCGCCAGCAGUAGUCAACACCUGUUCUCGUUUCCGCCAACGCCACCCAAGGACUCUACGCCGGACUCGAUACAGACGGCACCGACCGAGUACCAGGCCACGAUCAACGCCUUCAUGCACCAGGCCCAGGUCACUUCAAACAGUAUAGCACAACAAGCGGCCGCUGCGGCGGCCCACGAUAGCUGCAUGCUGGACGUGAAGCCUUGCCUGACGGGAGGUUCCUUGGGGUUGAACGGAAGUAGUGCCGGUGGGAGUGGCUCCGGAGGCUCUGGCAACAGCGGUGGACAGAACCAGCAGUCCAAGCAGCGGGAAGGUACGGCCAUGAACUCCGCAAUGAACGGUGGUUCUAGUAGUGGUAGUGGUAGCAGCAGUGCAGGCAACCAUUCGCUGUUCGACACGGGAUCAUAUGGCGCCGGUGGAUACGCCGAUACCGUGGGCAGCAAUGGUGGUGGCUAUGGAGGAGGAGGAGGAGGAGGUGGCAGCAGCUAUCAUCACCAGCAAAGUGGUUCGUUUCAACCCAAUCCACGUUCUACCGGUAUGUCCGGUGGCCAUCAUUUGAAGUCGCAGCGGACGAAGGCGCGUACUAGUGCCGAGGGCCGAGAGUGCGUCAACUGCGGUGCGACAUCGACGCCCCUCUGGCGACGGGACGGUACCGGCCAUUACCUGUGCAACGCCUGCGGACUCUACUACAAGAUGAACGGCCAGAACCGGCCGCUCAUCAAACCGAAGCGAAGACUGGUCAGCUCUCUGCAAAGUGCGGCGCGGCGAGCGGGUACCUCCUGUGCCAACUGCAAAACGACCACAACCACUCUCUGGCGACGGAACCAAGGUGGCGAACCUGUUUGCAACGCCUGUGGCCUAUACUACAAAUUACAUAAUGUAAACCGACCACUAACGAUGAAGAAAGAAGGUAUCCAAACCCGAAAUCGGAAGCUGUCGUCGAAAUCUAAGAAAAAGAAAGGCAUGCCCGGGUCGUGUCUUCCUCUGGGUAGCCACCUCGGUGAUCUGAUGAAGCCACUGGAUCACAACAAAUCCUUUCCGGGAGGUUUUCCCGGGUCGAUGGGUCAGCACAGUCACCUUUCGGGGGGUUUGCAUCCCGCUCAUACGCAUAUGCACGGAGGCUGGUACACAACGGGAAUGGGAGGCCUCGGAACGACCAGCAGUCUGCAGAGUGGCUUCGGAAGUGCCGGCUCGCUAGGAGGUGGCGUCGUACCCCACUCUCAAUCUUACCACUUGGGACUCAAUUCGAUGAGUUGGCGCUCGGAGUACACGUGAUGGAACAGCAGCAACUUCAACAGCAACCUGUUCGAGUUCGGUGCCUCCCCAAAGUUGCAGCAUCUCCACCACGGGCAUCAAACGCAACCGAGUUUGCUUCAGGACGACCAACACCAGUUCCAUCCAUCGCAUCAUAGUUCGGCAGCAGCCGCAGCUGCGUUACAAGCAGCAGCUCUGUUUGAUCACCACCAUCAGCAUCAUCAUCAUCAGCAUCAUAGUCACUCAUCAGCGUUCCACCAUCAGCACGUGUCUCCGCUGGGAAGUGGAAGUAGUGUCACGAGUAGCGGUCAACAUCAACAUCACGAUCAGGAACUGCAACUGGCGGCGGGGGCAGCCAGUCAAGUACAAAUCUAGGUUCCGUAUGGGGUAGAAAAGAUUGUUGCUAUUUGGUUUAAGGCAUUGAUCGAUCCGAGUAACUGUAGGUGUUUGUAUCUGUCGGAGUUUAACUUGACUUAUGAAGUUUUGUAAGCUAUUAAUAUGUAUCAAAUUUAAAUGAGUUGUUGCAUAUCGAGCAGAAAUGUGUAAUAAACUGGAUCGUUUUACUGAAGAAGUAAGGGAGGAUUCCUUGCAGUUUUUUUUUCUAAAAAAAUGCUUGCAGAAUUUUUGCAGUUUUUGUGUAAUUUCUGGAAAAAUAAAUAGCAUAAACAUUUUAACAUCUCCAAAAUAAAUCUUUCAGCGAGAAUUUCUUUAUGAAUUCCACAAAUUCUGCCAGCAUUCGUCCAGAAACUCAGCAUUAAUUUCUUUAGAUAUUCUGUAACUCUGCAGAAGUUCGAUUCAAAUUCCUGUAGAAAUUUAAGUUAUGAAAUUAAUCAUUAUCUCUCCAGAAAUAUUACAAUCUUCCUUCAUAAAUUCCAAAAGAUUAUUUUUUUUUCAGAUAUUCCGCAAGAAAUUCUAUAGAAGUUCUUUUGCUAAAGUUUGGCAAGCAUAUAUGAAGAAAUGCUACAAGAUUUUGUCCAGAAAUUCUGCUAAUAUAAAUCCAGAAAUUUUAAAUAAUAAAUUUCCAGCAAUUUGGCAAUAUUCCUGAGAACUGAGCAGGGUUUUUUUUUUAUAUUCUGCAUACAUUCAUAUGGAAAUGCUGAAUUAUUCGCUUCAGAAAUUUUGCAAAGAUUAAUCAAAUUUUUUUGAAUUAUUUUCUUUAUAAAAGGUACAUGAAUUCCUUUCGCUAUUUCAAAUAUAAUUUCACGAAUAUAUUUUGCUAGUAUUUCACUUACAGUACUGCAUGAAUUUGUUCGGAAAGUGUGCUAAAAAUCCUGCUUGAGUUUCAUCUACAAUCAUUCAUAAAUAUAUAUCCAGAACUCAUGCGAAAAUGUCUCCAGAAUAUACGAGGAAACUCUGACAAAAUUUCUCCAAACAUUCUGCAACAGUUUAUCCAGAAACUUUUAAAUAUUUUCUUAAGAAGCACUGCAAGCACUCCUCUAGAAACACCCAAAAAAUACAAGAUUUUACUAAAAUUAUCCAAGAGAUUUUCGGAAAAAAUUUUAGAACUUCCUCGAAUUCCUGCAAAAAUUUCCUCGACAUUUAUUGAAGAACUGCUUCAAGAACUUCUCAACAAUUUCUGUAACAAUUGAACAGAUCUUUCUUCAAAAAUAUAUUUGUGGUCAGAUUCAUUGCAAAUUUUCCAACAAAUGUAUUGCAAAAUAUCUUGAUAAUUUCUAGCACAUUCACUGGAUAAAUUGUUCCUAGCUCUAUAGAAAUUCUUACAGAAGUUCUGCCAUAAGGUCUCCAGAGAAAAAGAUUCCAUGAAUUCGGCAAGAAUUUCUCCAGAAGAAGUUCAAAAAUAUCUCAAUAACUUAAGCAAGAAUUUUUCCACUACUUAUGGUGUUAUAACUCUGCAAAAAAUUGUGCAAGAAUUUUCUCUACAAUAUUGCGAAAACCGUAAAAAAUAAU